This is a messenger RNA of Eurytemora carolleeae, 2502 nucleotides long. Its product is annotated as FMRFamide receptor. Gene Ontology annotation, biological process: G protein-coupled receptor signaling pathway. The record is from RefSeq and is a predicted model, not a curated record. The coding region runs from base 132 to 1697 and encodes 521 amino acids. The transcript has 13 exons. Lineage: Eukaryota; Metazoa; Arthropoda; Copepoda; Calanoida; Temoridae. Gene Ontology annotation, molecular function: G protein-coupled receptor activity. Gene Ontology annotation, cellular component: membrane.
UUUCUUUUAGAAAAAUAUUUCAUAAUUCUCUUCUUAAACAACUUGCCCAAGCUUAUUUUUGCUUACAGAGAAAAAUAUUUUAACUGUGAAAAUGGUUUCCAGAUAAUUUCUUUAAUCAGAAUAGUUGUGAGAUGAAUCUGUCAACUACUGCGGUUCCACAGCCUUCUAGGUUUGUGGAAAUGAAUUUCAGUGCUUGUGGAAAACCUCCGAACUUUCAGCUGGUUCAGGAUGUAAGCUGGUGGGUGUCUGGUGUACUAACUACUGGAACAGGGUUUCUUGGAAUAAUAGGAAACUUACUAAGCCUAGCAGUUCUCUGCAGAAGAUCAAUGAUAAACGUGUUUCACCAUCUGCUUGCAUUCCUAUGCCUAGCAGACCUACUGUUUAUCCUGACCAACCUAGCGAUGGCACCAUCAGCAUUCAACUCUAAACUCUUCAGGUCUAUGAGUGCAUAUUCUGAGUGUGGGUGCCAUUUUGCUCUUGCAGCCUCAGUCUUUAUCACUGUCAGCAUAACCAUUGAAAGAUACCAGGCUGUUUGCUGCCCCUACAACUAUAAUGGACGAACUAGCACCAGGAAUCAUAAUAUUUCACUUUUCUCCUACAUGGUUCCUUGUAUUAUACUGGCACUCGUCUUCAAUAUUCCAAGGUUCAUUGUAAGCUUUCUGACCGGAAAGCAGCUUGGUCCUAGGCUGCUGAAGCUACUGAUCGUGUACCAGACGUUUCAUCCUCUCUCUACUACGGGAUUGUUUCCACUGAUUCUGCUUGGAACUAUGAACUACAAGAUCUACUCCUCUAUCCCAACCGGACCUCUCAUUACCAGCAGGAGAAGACAGGCCAAAAACUUCAGAAUGGCGCGUAUCGCUGUAGCUUUGGUUCUCAUCUUCAUCAUCUUCAACACACCAAGACUAACCAUUGGUAUUUUUGAGGUUACUGAAGUUAGCUCAAUCCUGGAAUGCUUCUCAAACAAACGUAUUUACUACCCUUCUACCUUGCAGCUAGUAGCAGAUAUAAUAUCCCAGUACUGUGCACUGUUGAACUCUAGCGUGAACUUUAUUGCUUACUGUAUGCUGGGAUCUCAGUUCAGAGCAGAAUUUAUCUCCAUGUUUAGCUGGAUAGUAAACCCUCAGAUGGAUGCGAGCAUUGGAACUGAUGGUCUAGCUCUGCAGGAUGGAAGACCACAGCAGACCCUGGAACUAACUACUUUAAGAUCAACAGAUCAACAUAGAGAUCAGGUCAACAACCAACCUAAAUCUAUGCAAGCUCAUCAUUCUGAAGCUCAGAAACAUCAUGAACAUAAAGGUCAGAAAGAUCAUCAACAUGAAAUAGAGGUCAAUGAUCAGCCUGAAUUACUAGUCGAUAAUCAACCUGAAGCUCAGGUCGACAAUGAACCUGGAGUUAAGGUACCAAAUCAACCUGAAAUUCGGAUUCAUGAUCAACCUGAAGCUCAGGUCGACAAUCAACCUAAAAUGAUGGAUGAUGAGCAACCUGAAGCUCAGGUUGGCAAUCUGCCUGAAGUUCAGGUCGAUGAUCAAUCUAAAAUUCAGAUUGAUGAUCAACCUGAUAUACAGGUCAACAAUCAACCUGAAAUACAGGUCGAGGAUGAACCUGAGGCUCAUAAAGAUGAAGGUGCCGCACAGAUAGAACAUCAAUGUAGUACUCAAAAUGAUCAACAAGUCAGAGAUGUAGAGUUUGAACUUUGAGGUGGUACACUAGAGAAAUCUGAUCAUCAGAAGUGCUUCUUUGUUGAACACUAGUGCUGGAAACCAGAAGAAUAUAUUCGCUGAGUAUCAGACAAAUAUUAUUGCUCAGAAUCAUAUAUAUACAAUCUUUGUUAAAAACCAGACUGGGAUCACUGCUAAGGAUUCGAUUGAACUCGCUGCAGAAAACCAGAUAGAAACCUUUACUGAGAAGCAGAUAGAAACCGUUACGGAGAACCAGAUAGAAACCGUUACUGAGAACCAGAUAGAAACCUUUACUGAGAACCAGAUAGAAACCUUUACUGAGAACCAGAUAGAAACCGUUACUGAGAACCAGAUAGAAACCGUUACUGAGAACCAGAUAGAAACCGUUACUGAGAACCAGAUAGAAACCGUUACUGAGAACCAGAUAGAAACCGUUACUGAGAACCAGAUAGAAACCGUUACUGAGAACAAGAUAGAAACCGUUACUGAUAACCAGAUAGAAACCGUGUGUGAGAUCCAGAUGGAUAUCGUUGCUAAGAACCUGGAAGAAUUCAGAGCUGAGAACCAGAAAAAUGCAGCCUUGAGAACAAGAUAGAUCUAAUUUCUGCAAAUGAGAACUAAUUGAAUAUUAAUCAUUUAGUCGUCCUCAUUUACAAAUACUAGAUAUAUUUCAUUGCUGAAAACAUUUACAUAUAAUUGCUGAGAACGGAAACCAAAUACACAUCAAAAAGCAAAUGAAAAUCCAUAAAGAGAUCUAACGUGAUUAACCUGAAGAAAAAAAGCCUGUAAAGGAUAAAAUAGUUGAAACCAUUUUCAAAAAAAA